AACGACAACUUAAUACAUCAAGCAGAUAAUAAUCCUGCAGUUCGGGGCAGGGCUUCACUCACGCACCGGCUGAUAGCCUCCUAUGGCCUACUCAAACUCAUGCAACGUCUGGAUCCAAAAGUAUGUGGGCUCACCGAUUUAAGAAGUUUUCACAACCAUGACUAUGUGCAACAGCUAUUAGAGAAAAAGACACAAAGCAAUCCAAAAGGAAUCAAUUUAACAGCGGCUGUUCCCAUAAAAUUAAACGCAUCUGUUGCAGAGGAAGAUCAAUGUAGUGUCGAGGAUGAUGACGUUAGCUUAGAUACUACACAUGCUCAUUUGGAGUACGGUUUGGGUUUCGAUUGUCCUAGUUGGAGAGGCAUAUGGGAAUAUGCUUGCACAAUUGCAGGCGGUACAAUGAGUGCUUGUGCAGCACUAUGCAAAUAUGGUUUGCCUAAGAACGGUAAACAAACUGUGAUUAUUAACUGGACAGGUGGUUGGCAUCACGCGCAGCGUGAUCGUGCUGCUGGCUAUUGCUACGUGAAUGAUAUAGUGUUAGGCAUACUUAUGUUGCGGAGGCAUUUUAAGCGUGUACUUUACAUCGAUUUAGAUGUCCAUCAUGGGGAUGGUGUACAGCAAGCGUUUGAAGUGACUCAACGUGUAUUCACAUUUUCCAUGCAUCGUUUUGAAUGUGGCUUUUACCCGGGCACUGGUGGGUUGGAUGAUUGUGGUUUUGCUAGCGGUAAAGGCUAUUCAGCUAAUUUCCCCUAUCGUGAUGGUAUAACCGGUGAAACCUUCUGCAAAUAUUUUAAGCGCGUUUUCAGCAUCAUACAAGAAUGCUAUGCGCCAGAGGCCUAUGUAAUACAAUGCGGUGCUGAUGCUAUUGUGGGUGAUCCGCUUGGAGGUACCAAUCUCAUCCCAGCUGACUUAAUUGAUUGCGUUGAAUUCGUAUUAGAACGCAAGUUGCCUACUGUGCUCUUGGGUGGUGGGGGCUAUGAUUUUACUAAUGCUAGUCUGUUUUGGACUCAAUUAACAGCUACUUGCUGCGGCGUACGACUACCAGUAGAUAUACCUGAGGACAAUAUAGAUUUUCUAAAAUAUGGGCCGGAUUAUAGUCUUAUAAUCAGGCGGUCGAAAAUAAUGAAGGACCACAAUAAUCUCGAGUAUUUGGAAAAGUGCACGCGGACCAUUCAAGAAAAUCUCCGGAAGUUUAAUGUGAAAGCUGUCUGAAACGCCUUUGUGUUGGCCCUACUAAACUUUGUUAUUUCUUUUUUUAUUCAACUGAUUGUGGUUAUUUGUCUUAAUUUAUGGAUUUCAUUUAUAGAUGAACAAUUUACUUUUUGUAAUUACGUUAAUAUUAUAACUUAUAAACUAAAUUCUAAUGUAUGCAUA
This is a messenger RNA of Rhagoletis pomonella (apple maggot), 1371 nucleotides long. Its product is annotated as histone deacetylase 8-like. NCBI's taxonomy places the organism in Eukaryota, Metazoa, Arthropoda, Insecta, Diptera, Tephritidae. Gene Ontology annotation, molecular function: histone deacetylase activity. The record is from RefSeq and is a predicted model, not a curated record.